AUGGAGCAAGAGGAGGACACUGGCCCAGAGGUGGGCUUCUCUCUGGCCACCCUAUGGUCCUGGGGUCUGGAGCUGAUGGAGCAGCAUUCCCAGUCCACCAUGCUGCUGGGGAUUGUCACUGGAGUCCUCCUGGCCCUGGCCCUCAUCGGCACCACCAUCAUUUUUGUGUACAGAAGGGUUAGCCAAUUCCGACAGGUGCAGCCCAGUCCUCAGUACAGGUUCCGGAAAAGAGACAAGGUGAUGUUCUACGGCAGGAAGAUCAUGAGGAAGGUGACCACACUUCCCCACACACUUGUGGAGAACACAGCUGCCCCCCGGCAGCGGGUGAGGAAGAGGGCCAAGGUGCUGUCUUUGGCCAAGAGGAUCCUGCGAUUCAAGAAGGAAUACCCUACCUUGCAGCCAAAGGAACCCCCGCCCUCCCUGCUGGAGGCUGACCUCACAGAGUUUGAUGUGAAGAAUUCUCACCUGCCGUCAGAAGUUCUGUACAUGCUGAAAAAUGUCCGGGUCCUGGGUCACUUUGAGAAGCCGCUGUUCCUGGAACUUUGCAAACACAUGGUCUUUGUGCAGCUUCUGGAAGGGGAGUACAUCUUCCGGCCGGGGGAGCUGGACAACAGCAUCUAUGUGGUGCAGGAUGGGCGGCUGGAGGUCCGCGUCCAGGACUCGGAUGGCACUGAGGUGACGGUCAAGGAGGUUCUGGCUGGAGACAGCGUCCACAGCCUCCUCAGCAUUCUGGAUGUCAUCACUGGCCACGCCGCGCCGUACAAAACGGUGUCUGCCCGUGCUGCCGUCCCCUCCACCAUCCUCCGGCUCCCAGCUAUGGCUUUUCAAGGAGUUUUUGAGAGAUAUCCUGAAACUCUGGUGAGGGUGGUGCAGAUCAUCAUGGUACGGCUGCAGAGGGUCACCUUUCUGGCUCUGCACAACUACCUGGGCCUGACCACGGAGCUCUUCAACCCCGAGAGCCAGGCCAUCCCACUCGUGUCUGUGGCCAGCGUGACUGCCGGGAAGGCCAAGAAGCCGACGUGCUGCAGUCUGGAGGAGCGGCCGGAGAGGCCACCUCGGCCCCAGGAGCCCUGCAUCCCAGAUCACGGGGGCAGCCGCACUGCAGUCUGUGGGCCUCUGCCCAAGAGGAGCCACCCCGUCCUGCUGCCUUCUGUCCACGAAGAGGUGGUGGCCGAGCUCAGCCAGGCCCAGGCCGGCAUCCAGGCCUCUUCAGCUCCCGCAGGGGCCACAGCAGGUGCCACCUCAGACCUGAGGAUGGUGUGUGACCGAGCCUGGGUCCCGCCGCACUCAGAAGAGCGCCCCGGGGGCGCUGUGGCCAGCAAGCCCAGGAAGAGUGUGGUUGUUGCAGAGACCCCAUCGGCCGUCCUCCCCAACUCGGACAGUACCUUGGACGAGUCUGUCGCCAGCAAGAAGACAGAUUCCAUCCUCAGAGCCGCCACACAGGACCUGCUCACCCUGAUGAAGCUGGAUGACCCUUCUCUGUUAGAUGGCCGGGUGACGCUUGUCCACGUUGCAGGGGGCACGGUGGUGUUGAGGCAGGGAGACCAGGACACGAGUAUCCUCUUCGUGGUCUCGGGGCUGCUGCACGUGUACCAACGGAAGAUUGACAGCGAGGAGGACACGUUCCUGUUCAUGGCACGGCCCGGUGAGAUGGUGGGCCAGCUGGCGGUGCUCACGGGCGAGCCCCUCAUCUUCACCAUCAGGGCCAACCGGGACUGCAGCUUCCUGUCCAUCUCCAAGGCGCACUUCUACGACAUCAUGCGGAGGCAGCCGGCUGUGGUCCUGAGCGUGGCGCACACCGUGGUGAGGCGGGUGUCGUCCUUCGUGCGGCAGAUCGACUUCGCCCUCGACUGGAUGGAGGUGGAGGCCGGGCGCGCCAUAUACAGGCAGGGAGACAAGUCCGACUGCACCUACAUCGUGCUCAGCGGCCGCCUGCGCGCUGUUAUCCAGAAGGACGAUGGCAAGAAGCGCCUGGCUGGCGAGUACGGCCGCGGAGACCUCGUGGGCGUGGUGGAGACGCUCACCCGCCAGGCCAGGGCGACCACAGUGCAUGCCAUUCGGGACUCAGAGCUGGCCAAGCUUCCGGAAGGAGCCCUGAACUCCAUCAAGCGCCAGUACCCGCAGGUUGUGACUCGACUGAUUCGCCUCUUGGGCGAGAAGAUCCUGGGCAGCCUCCAGCAGGGAGCUGCGGCAGGCCACCAGUUCAGGUUCCAUACUGUGGGCGGCAAGUGGGACUCGGGGAACCCCGCCAGCAACCUCUCCACGGUGGCCGUCAUGCCAGUGUCGGAGGACGUGCCCCUCACCGCCUUCACCCUGGAACUCAAGCAUGCCCUCAGCGCUAUCGGCCCUGCCCUGCUGCUGACCAGUGACAGCAUAAAACAGCGCCUUGGCUCUGCUGCUCUGGACAGUAUCCACGAGUACCGGCUGUCCAGCUGGCUGGGGCAACAGGAGGACAUCCAUCGGAUCGUGCUCUACCAGGCGGACAGCACGCUCACGCCCUGGACCCAGUGCUGCAUCCGGCAAGCGGACUGCAUCCUCGUCGUGGGCCUGGGCGAGCAGGAGCCCACUGUUGGCGAGCUGGAGCGGAUGCUGGAGACCUCCGCCGCGCGUGCCCAGAAGCAGCUGGUGCUGCUGCACCGGCAGGACGGGCCCGCGCCAGCCCGCACCGUGGACUGGCUCAACAUGCGGGGCUGGUGCUCCGGCCACCUGCACCUCUGCUGCCCUCGCCGAGUCUUCUCCAGGAGGAGCCUGCCCAAGCUGGUGGAGCUGUACGAGCGGGUCUGCCAGAGGCCCCCGGACCGGCACUCGGACUUCUCCCGCCUGGCGAGAGUGCUGACCGGCAACGCCAUUGCCUUGGUCCUUGGGGGAGGGGGCGCAAGAGGCUGCGCGCAGGUGGGCAUCAUCCGGGCCCUGACGGAGUGCGGCAUCCCCGUGGACAUGAUCGGAGGGACGUCCAUCGGGGCCUUCAUGGGCGCCCUGUACUCGGAGGAACGCAGCUAUAGCCAGAUCCGCAUACGGGCCAAGCAGUGGGCGGAGGACAUGAUGUCGAUGGUGAAGACCAUGCUGGACCUGACCUACCCCAUCACUUCCAUGUUCUCGGGGGCUGGCUUCAACAGCAGCAUCUCCAGCGUCUUCAAGGACAGGCAGAUCGAGGACCUGUGGAUCCCGUAUUUCACCAUCACCACGGACAUCUCCGCCUCUGCCAUGCGGGUCCACACGGAUGGAUCGCUGUGGAGGUACGUGCGUGCCAGCAUGUCCCUGUCGGGCUACAUGCCCCCACUCUGCGACCCCAAAGAUGGGCACCUGCUGAUGGACGGGGGCUACAUCAACAACCUCCCAGCGGAUGUGGCCAGGUCAAUGGGGGCAAAGGUGGUGAUUGCCAUCGAUGUGGGCAGCCGGGAUGAGACAGACCUCACCAACUACGGGGACGCGCUCUCGGGAUGGUGGCUCUUGUGGAAGCGCUGGAAUCCCUUGGCCACGAAGGUCAAGGUGCUGAACAUGGCUGAGAUCCAGACGCGCCUGGCCUAUGUGUGCUGUGUCCGGCAGCUGGAGAUGGUGAAGAGCAGUGACUACUGCGAGUACCUGCGCCCCCCAAUCGACAGCUAUGGCACCCUGGAGUUCAGCAAAUUUGAUGAGAUCUGCGAGGUGGGGUACCAGCAUGGCCGGACAGUGUUUGACAUCUGGGGUCGCAGCGGUGUGCUGGAGAAGAUGCUGCAGGACCGGCAGGGGACAAGCAAGAUGAAGGCGUGGGACGUCCUCACCUGCCCCAACGCCUCCUUCACGGACCUUGCUGAGAUUGUAUCACGUAUCGAGCCUGCCAAGGUGGCUGCAGGGGACGAUGAGUCUGACUACCAGACUGAGUGCGAGGAGGUGCUGCUGGGCGGCCCCAGGGACGCGUACGUUGACUUCCAGAGUGCCCCAGCCGACCAGGGCUCCGACUCGGAGGAUGAGCCCUCGCUUCGGCAUCAGCACUGA
This is a messenger RNA of Rangifer tarandus platyrhynchus (Svalbard reindeer), 3975 nucleotides long. The record is from the annotation of a GenBank genome assembly. NCBI's taxonomy places the organism in Eukaryota, Metazoa, Chordata, Mammalia, Artiodactyla, Cervidae.